This is a messenger RNA of Drosophila navojoa, 2021 nucleotides long. RefSeq lists its product as uncharacterized. Lineage: Eukaryota; Metazoa; Arthropoda; Insecta; Diptera; Drosophilidae. The record is from RefSeq and is a predicted model, not a curated record.
AGCAAUCGAUGCCUUCUCAAAAUAUCUGUGAUGUAUCAGCACCAUCAGGUGUUGGGGUAUCGACAUCAUCCAGAAGGCAACGGACUUCAGUGGCCGAAUGUUUGAACAAUAUUAGUGCACCGUCGUUUGGGCACAGCACGAUGCGCACUCGGUCGCCACAACGUCGACAAAGGUCAAGGCAAAGCGAUAGUGGAGAAAAAUGUCAGACGACAACGACGACUUCUGAGAUCAUAGAUGAAAUAAGCAUGCCUACCUGCGGCGAAGUAUCGGGAUCCUCAAAAGCGAAAACUCCAAUACGUCAGAAGCGAUCGAUAACAACGAAGACUGUUUGUAAGAGCUCAACGCCAGCGUCUCGUCGUGGACGAAUGAAUAGUACGGCUGAAUGUAUAGCUGCAAGAGGGCAAACUCCAAAACGAAAGCAGCAAAUGAUGACCUCUCAGAAUAUCUGUGAUAUCUCCGCCCCAUCAUUGGAUAGCUGCGGAACUGGAGGACUGACAAAUGAAUGUUUGAAUGAUAUAUCAAUGCCGUCAUAUGGUGCGCCCUCGGAGUGUUCAAGGCCAAUCACUUGUACUUCCGAAUGCUUGAACGAUGUCAGUGCACCCUCCUUUGCACAGAGCAUUUCCCGCGGACCUUCACAACGACAGCAAAUGGCAGCCUCGAAUGCCUGCAAUUUGGGUACAGGAGACAUGAGUAAUGGCUACAUAAUGGAUGUCAGUAUGCCAUCAUUUGGUGGAAUAUCGGGUGCGUCUAGGCCGCGUACUCCCAUCCAGCAGCAACAGCAGCGUUCGAUACCCUCCCAAAAUAUCUGUGACAUCUCUGCUGUAUCAUACGCAAGCAGUGGACGUGGAAAUACAAUGACCAAUGAGUGCUUAUACGACGUGAGCAUGCCGUCGUUUGCGGAAGUAUCUGGCUCAUCGCGGCGACAGCAGACCAUGCCGUCAGAGUGCCUGAACGAUGUGAGCGCACCAUCGUUCACUAGGUCUAGGUCGCCACAAGUCAUGCAAAGAUCUAUCCAGAAUCGUUCAGAUCAAUGUCAGCUGCAGGACAUGAGCAUGCCUUCAUUCGCGGAUGUAUCGGGCGCCUCGAGAGCACGAACACUGAGCCGACAGCAGCGUUCGAUGCGCGGUAGCCCAGGCACUAGGGAGUGUUUACAGGACGUUAGUAUGCCCUCCUUUGGUGUAUCUGGUGCUUCAUGCGCUCACUGUCCGACAAUGCAGUCCCAACAAAUCUGUGACAUAUCGGCGCCUUCUUACAACAGCAGUGGAUUCGGGACCAUGACUUCCAGGAGUAUGGGACGAAGUCAAUCGCAGGGCCCCAAUUCCCGAGUUCAGCAAUCCCCGAUAAUGAAUAACUCUUGCCGAGCACAAAGUGAAUGCCUUCAAAACAUAACAAUGCCAUCGUUUGCCAACAUUUCCACAGUCAGUACUUCGAGUCGGCGAGAAAUGCCAAUGACUAGCGAGUGUCUGAGCAAUGUGACACCGCCCUCCUUUGGUCGCAGUGGCAACACACAGGAGCUGUGGAACAUUAGCGCACCGGUCUUUGAAUCAACAGGCAAUUUGCGCAGGCCACGCCCUGAUCCGUCAUACGAAUGCGAUGCUCUGGAUGACGAGAGUGCUCCCAGCUUUGGGUUCAACAGUCAGGCCAUGAAGAGUAUAUAUCAGAUACCGACAGCUAAUUCGAGCAAUUCUGUAUACAGCGGCACGGCGGCACGACAAGUUCGUAGUUUUCCUUGCAUCAGCCAACAAAAUAUCUGCGACAUAUCAGCGCCCUCAAUGGCCAAUAGCCGGCUGGACUGCUGUGAUGGCCAACAGGACUCUAGAGGUCCGCACAGCAUGCCUUACCCAACUGAAUAUUCAGGUAGCAACAAAAGUCGUUCCCAGUCGAAACAAGGCAGCCGAUACACCAACUGCAACUUGGAAAAUAUUACAGAGCCAUCGAUGAUGGCCAAUAGCACGAUGUAUGGUCAAGUGGCUACGGAUCGACUAAAGGAGGAAAGCCAAUGUCUAGCGGAUAUUCGGUAG